Molecule: messenger RNA, 423 nt
Organism: Helianthus annuus (common sunflower)
Lineage: Eukaryota; Viridiplantae; Streptophyta; Magnoliopsida; Asterales; Asteraceae
Product: toll/interleukin-1 receptor-like protein
Exons: 1
Coding region: 1-423 (140 amino acids)
Biological process (GO): signal transduction
Source: RefSeq, a predicted model, not a curated record
AUGGCUUCUACUUCAUCAGUUCAAAAGAGGUUCAAGUACGAUGUCUUCUUGAGUUUCCGGGGUGAAGACACCCGCAAAACCUUUGUUGAUCAUCUCUAUGUUGCUCUCGCGAAUAAAGGCAUUAUUACUUACAAAGAUGAUGAAACAAUCGACAAAGGUGAAAGGAUCAAGGAGCAGCUAAUCAGAUCCAUACAAGACUCGAGAUUUUACAUCAUUGUAUUCUCAAAGAACUAUGCAUCUUCAUCGUGGUGCUUAGACGAGCUCGUGGAAAUUAUGAAGUGCCAGAAGACAGCCGAGCAUACUGCUUACCCCAUCUUCUAUGAAGGUAAAAGCUUUGUUGCAAAUGUGAGAGAAGUUUCAAAAGGCUCUUUGUCUGGUUUGGAAGAACUGCAAAAAAAGGUCCUUUCAGGAUGUACUAAAUGA